Messenger RNA from Peronospora matthiolae, 1236 nucleotides. The record is from the annotation of a GenBank genome assembly. Lineage: Eukaryota; Oomycota; Peronosporomycetes; Peronosporales; Peronosporaceae.
AUGAUGCGACUCGGUCACGUCGCCCUCUUCUUCGUAAAUGCCGCAGCUGCUGGUUUACUGCAAACAUUCGGCCAGGAUGUCCUGGCCAAACUCAAUGCCUUUGACGCGUGCAUUGAUGCGCUCUUUGUGACCAACUGCGUGGGCAAUCAACUGGUGUACCGCAUCAGCUUCAGCUUGAGCUCCUUCUUCGUGGUCGCGGCGCUACUCAGCUGCACCGUGGCCAGUAAAAAGUGUGACAGCAUAUGCUGUCUUCUGCUCUUCCAGCUGCCGUUCUACCUGGGGCUGCUCGCGGUGUCGCUCUUGAUGCCCAACGCUUUUUUCGUCGGUUAUGUGGUCAUUGCGCGCAUGUCGUCGGCCCUCUUUGUCAUCCUGCAGCUCGUUAUCAUCGUAGACUCGAGUUAUAGCCUGCGGGACUACAUUCUCGACAAGAUGGACGAGGCAGACCGUGAAGAGGAUACUCGAGAAGCAUUGCUUGGCACUGGCACUGGCUCAACGCAAGGAAGCAGCAUGACAACGGCGAUGUGGAAAGGAGCGUACCUCGCACUGGUGUCCGUCGGAAUGGUGCUCCUGAUCAUAGGGAUUCCAAUGAUGUACCUGCACUACGGCGAGUGCGACAUCGACGUUGUCUUCAUCUCGAUCACACUGCUGUCGGUGAUCAUCCUGAUUGUGUUGAGUGUCGUGACGGGAGCAAACGUGGGGCUUUUGCCAUCAACCACGGUCUCCCUUUACCUCUUGCUAUUGUGCUACCAGGCACUUCGAGCAAAUCCAAGUGCGUCCUGUGCACCAGUGCCUUCGUUAGCCAAAGAGAAGGCUCAGGAACUACCGGGCAUGAUUGUGAACUCGUUGAUUGCAGCGUUCACUGUUACCUGGACGAGCUGGCAAACAUCAGCAACCAGUACAAUCUUUCUCAGCUCGUCGCCUGCUCAUAAGCUUCGUGACGACAACCCUGCUGGAAAACAUGGCGAAGAGCUAGCGAGCGUCGGCUUGACACCUGGUCGCUUGGCCAGCGAUGAUUCUCGCGAGGUGGCAGAAUACCAGUUCCACGUACUGAUGGUGCUGGCAUCGCUUUACAUGGCGAUGGUUCUUACGAACUGGGGAAGCUUCGACGGGUCUUCGUCAAGUGAUGACGCAGUCUUCAGUAUGUGGGUCAAAGCGAUUUCGCAGUGGGUGGCAUCAGGGCUAUUCCUUUGGACUCUGGUAGCGCCUGCGGUGUUUCCUGAUCGUGAAUUCUCGUAA